This is a messenger RNA of Geodia barretti, 72 nucleotides long. The record is from the annotation of a GenBank genome assembly. NCBI's taxonomy places the organism in Eukaryota, Metazoa, Porifera, Demospongiae, Tetractinellida, Geodiidae.
AUGCCAACUGGUUCAGUAGAUUACGGGACACUCAAGCAAGGGCGCGAAUUGAUACGCGCAUCAGGCGUCUAG